AUGCCAGUUGCAAAGAUAGCACCCUCAAUGCUUUCUAGCGAUUUUUCGCAACUAGCAAAUGAAUCUGAUCGAAUAAUCAAAGAUGGCGCUGAUUGGUUACAUAUGGUUAUUCAAUCUCUUCGUAAGCAUACAAAUGCAUUUUUAGAUUGUCAUUUAAUGGUUGAUAAUCCUGGAAAGUGGGUUGAUGAUUUUGCAAAAGCUGGUGCAUCUAUGUUCACCUUUCAUAUAGAAGCAAUGGAAAAUCCUGAAGAUAUUAUUGAUAAAAUUCAUAAAGCUGAUAUGAAAGUUGGAAUUGCCAUAAAACCAAAAACUCCAAUAGAAGCUAUAUUUCCAUUUGGUGACAAGAUUGAUAUGUGUUUGGUAAUGACUGUUGAACCAGGUUUUGGUGGUCAAAAAUUUAUGCCUGAAUGUAUGUCAAAAGUAAAAACAUUAAGAGAAAAAUUUCCUGAACUUGACAUUGAAGUUGAUGGAGGUCUUGCUCUUGAUACAAUAGAUCAAGCUGUUGAAGCAGGUGCAAAUGUUAUUGUUGCUGGGACUUCUAUUUUUAAAGCACAAAGCCCCAAAGAUGUGAUUUCUACUUUUAGAGAGAAAAUCAAUGCUGUACAAAUUAAAUCUUGA
Messenger RNA from Entrophospora sp. SA101, 618 nucleotides. Lineage: Eukaryota; Fungi; Glomeromycota; Glomeromycetes; Entrophosporales; Entrophosporaceae. The record is from the annotation of a GenBank genome assembly.